Molecule: messenger RNA, 555 nt
Organism: Oikopleura dioica
Lineage: Eukaryota; Metazoa; Chordata; Appendicularia; Copelata; Oikopleuridae
Source: the annotation of a GenBank genome assembly
AUGGACGAUUCUGAUUGGACACCGCCUAGCGAGGCAGAGCUAGAAAUCUUGAAGCAAAAACGAAAGCGAUCGGACCGUGUUUCCGCCCUUAUGGGCCAAUACAUGCUCAAAGGAUACCGAAUGUUUUUUGAAAUCAUCUAUUGCCCAGUCUGCUCGUCAAUCCUUCUCCAAACUCCUCAAGCUCAAGGAGGAGUCAAUUACUGCGUUAGUUGCGUCGACGUAGCCGCAGAAGAAGCCGCGGCUCAAACGAAAAAGCAGCCAAAAGCCGCGUAUGUUCAACCUAAAUCCAAACCAAAGGCGACGCUCGUCAAAUCCUCAACGCCGAUCUUGACAGUUUCAGAAGUCGCCCCUGUCGCCAAGACAGAAGAUGUUGAAAAUGUUAAACCUCGUGAUUGGACAUCUAUGGACCGAGUCCAACAACUCAUUGGCGCUAAAAUGGUCGCCCUCGCUGAAGAACUCAACACCACAACCUCCCCAACUGCGACUAGAGAGCUUCUAGCGCUGAUCAAGGAGUGUUCCGAGACUAUUUCGCAUGUAAAACAUGCCUGUCAAUGA